UGCGUCUAUGUUUUACUAAGCGACCGGGGAGUUUUUAAUGAUAUAAUAAGUUAAAGACGCUGAAGGUGGAGAUAAGUUGAGCAGUUGUUUUCUUUUGUUUGCUUUUUAACUCGUGGUGAUUUCAGACUUUGCAGUCUUUGGAUGAACAAAGCAUUGGCACAUCCGAAGGAAUCAAUAAAACAUUCGCAAUGGCUGCCAUGUGUUGGAUGCAAAUGCUGCUGCUUUGUGUGUGCUGCUGGCCUGCUGCGAGUAAACCUAAAUGGAUGCUACCCCAGUUCCCCUGUGAUGUCACAGCCAACAAUCAGUCACAGGUCAUAUUUGACUGCAAAGGGCGUAGGCUGAAACAAGUACCACAAGGGAUAACGAGUAAUGCAACAGAGCUGAACUUAUCAGAAAAUUGCAUAACUCAAAUCAUAUUUAAUUCCUUUUCCAACCUAAUAAAUCUCACUCAACUCAACCUGAACUGGGCAAACCAGAACAAGUUAAUGACGAUUGACGAAGAUACUUUCAAAACACUGACCAACCUGCAAUCGUUAAAACUGAGUGGCAACUGCCUGACUGUCAUGCCUGUCAUGCUCCCUCAUAGUUUGAAAGAACUUGAGCUAAACAACAACAGACUUGUGUCUUUGGAUACGAAUAGCUUUACCGGACUGAGAAAGGUGACAAAACUGUGGCUAUCCAAAAACUGCUUCUACUGGAACCCCUGUGGGCGGAGUAUGCACAUUGCAGAUAACAGUUUUGCGUUGAUGACCAAACUGCAGGAUUUGGACUUGUCCUUUAACAACCUAACCCAAGUUCCUAAAGGAUUGCCCUCCUCUUUGCACAUGCUAAAGCUGGGAAACAAUCAAAUCGAGUACAUAUCGGACAAUGACUUCUGUGGCAUGAAUCAACUGAAAGUCCUGAAAAUACAAGGAAAUUGUCGAAGAUGUCAAAAUGCUCCCUUUCCCUGUGUUCCCUGCAAAAAUGGUUCUCUUGCUAUCCAUCCGGACGCAUUCAGUGCUUUAACACGUCUGGAAACACUGAGCCUGGCGGGAAACUCACUAACCUACAUGAACCCGUCCUGGUUCCAGAAACUAAAGCAACUUAAAGAACUGCUCAUCUCGUUUAACUUCUUACAAACAGCAAUAACUGGGGAGGCGAAAUUUCUGUCAUUGCUUCCCAAACUUGAAAAAAUUGAUCUGUCAUUCAACUUCGACCUGAAGACCUACCCCACGACAUUAAGACUUUCUGAGCAUUUCUCAAGUCUCGUGUCGCUUAGAACUUUGCAUUUGGAAGGUCUGGUCUUCCAGGAAAUUGGAGCCGACACACUCAGACCUCUAUACAAUCUCAAAAACUUGUCGACACUGAACCUAGGAACAAACUUUAUCAUGCAGUUAAACUCCACCAUAUUUCGCAAAUUCCCACACUUGAGAUUGACAUACCUCGGAGAAAACCGACUCUAUCCGAUUUCAGUGAAAACCCUGAUGCAUUCAAGUGAUGGAUACAACGAAAGGCCGGACUAUUCUCUUGCAACAUUCACAAGGCCACAUCCAAAGGAGUUUGAGAUAUCACACAGUUUCGUCAAACAGGAGUGCUUUGACUCCGGCCGAGUGCUAAGUCUCAACUCAAAUAAUUUGUUCUUCAUUUCGCCACUGCAAUUCCACGGCUACACCAAUAUCACAUGUCUCAAUCUCUCAGGGAACGGAUUUUCAUCAGCCUUGAAUGGCACCGAGUUCUCCUCCAUCCCCACGCUGACAUAUCUAGACCUGUCCUUUAAUAAGAUCGAUCUGGCCUACGACAACGCCCUCAGUGAACUAAAGAACCUCCAAGUACUGGACAUCAGUCACAAUUCGCACUACUUUAUAGCCUAUGCCAUCACACACAACUUAAACUUCCUAAAAAAACUGCCUGUCCUGAGAGUGCUGAAUAUGAGUCAUAACUCCAUUUCCAUGUUGACAACAAAACAGAUGUACAGCAAAUCAUUAACAGAACUACAAUUUAGAGCAAACCAUCUUGGGACUCUGUGGAAAGAAAAAGAUAACUCAUAUAUUAACAUUUUCACCCAUCUCACUAAUUUGACCAUAUUAGACAUAUCAGACAAUUCCAUGACCAAACUGCCCGAAGAUGUUUAUGAUUCCUUGCCACGAAACCUUAUAAUACUACGCAUGAGUCAUAACUCCCUCAAAGAUUUCAUGUGGGACAAACUAAGCAAUUUCCCAAAGCUUCAAACUCUGGACCUGAGCUUCAAUUCCAUAUCUGACGUGAGGGGCAUAGACUCUAAUGCCACUUGCACAUUGACUUACCUUGACCUGAGCCACAAUGACAUCUUCCACUUGGACGACGGAUUUAUGAGAGGCGCAAAAAGCCUCAGGACGCUUUCACUUAGCCACAACAAACUCAGCCUAAUUAAUCAAUCCACCUUCUCAUCCGGUCAUGAUAAAUUGUUACUGGGCGGUAACCCGUUCCAGUGUACCUGUGACAUGCUCGAUUUCAUUCUGUGGAUCGAAAACAGCGGUGUGCACAUCCCCAGACUGACCACUGAUGUGACAUGUGAAGGACCGGAAAAACAGAAGGGCCGACCGCUCAUCCUUUUUGAUAUCAACCAAUGUGUGAACGACAGUCUGGCGUUCUUGCUCUACAUAGUCACCUUGUCCUUCAUUAUUGUUUUUAUGUUUGUGGUGACGGUUGCUCACUUAUUUUACUGGGACGCCUCCUACAUCCUACACUAUGUGAAAGCGAAACUGAAGGGAUACCACUCCUUGAAUUCAUGCCGUAGCAUUUAUGAUGUCUUUGUGACUUACGACACCAAAGAUCCACACGUUUCCGAGUGGGUGAUGAAGUAUCUGCGCGUGAAGCUGGAAGACGAGGGCGAGAAACAUCUCCCUCUGUGCCUGGAGCAGAGGGACUGGAUUCCUGGAGUCCCCCUAAUGGACAACCUCAUUCAGAGCAUCCGAGACAGCCGCAAGACCAUGUUUGUCCUAACAGAGGGCUACGUCAAGACCGGGGUGUUCAGGCUGGCCAUGUACCUGGCCCAUCAACGGCUGCUCGAUGAAAACAUGGACGUGAUCGUGUUGCUGAUGCUGGAGCCUGUGAUGCAGCACUCCCACUUCCUGCGUCUCCGGAAGAGACUGUGCGGGAAAAGUGUGGUGGAGUGGCCCAAAACGUCGGCAGCCGAGCCUUGGUUUUGGCAAAACUUGCGGAAUGUCAUCCAAGUGGACAAUCAGGUCAUGUACAACAAGACCUACUUAAUGUACUUCACCAGCAGGUGAUACAGUCGACAUUUCCUUUGAGACGACAGUGAGGGAAUGAUAUUUGGCCAUUGUCAUGAAUGGAAUUGUUUGUUUUUUCACAAUGACACUUAAAUACAUGAAUUAUAGCAACAAAAUACAUUAAAGUGUAUAGUAAUGUAAAGUGCAUUAAUUGUAGGCUCAACGCUUUUGUCUACAUUUCUAUCUAGCAUGUAGGAUCAUAAGCUCAACUAAAUUGACAGAUAGAUGCUUUGGAAGACAUGCUAGCUUACAUUCACUACAGAUCACCUCGAGAUUUUGUAAUCAUUAGAAAAAUGGUCUUUGAGUUAUGGGCAAUUAGACUACAGUCACACUACAGGGUAUGAUGCCAAAUUUGGAUUUUUUUUUGUUAAAAAAACUAUCUUUAGUCGUUCACAUUACCAAAAAAAUGCGACUUGUAUUUGUGUUAAAUGUGAACCCAAUGAGUCCAGGAAAUGUGCAUGCGCACAAAACACCAACCUUACACACGAGCGUGUUUGUGGAGGUAAACAUGUCCCCAAUUUGUGGUCUCAGGCCAGGUACAUUUGUAGAAAUUUCAAGGAUUCUGUGCAACGGGAGUCAACAUUUUCUUAACCUAAUUACUUUGCGUAGGAGAUUAAGAAAAAAGAGGAGCGUGUGGGUGAGGAGUCGGAGCCUGAAGUGGUGGGACAUUUUUUAAAUAAUUUUCACAUGACAAGAACAACUUUUGCCUACAUUGUUGAGUACCUUUCCCUAAUUCUCGCACAUUAAAAAGCCUUUCAAUGACAUAUAGGGCGGAUAUCGUAUGCGACCCGAACGUUCAAACUGCAAUAGCAUCGGAUACAAACAGUAUCUGAUUUAUAUUUACAUACAAAAGUGGCCUGGGUCGCGUUCACACUGAGAUAAAUCCGAUGCAUGUCACAUUUGAGCAAAAAAAUUGGAAUUAACCUGCAGUGUGAACGUAGCCUUGGUUGCUAAAUCCCGUCCGCGACCAAGCAAAGAGAACAAUUUUGCUUAAGCAAGCACUGUCCAAAGUUACAGUGGGUGUUAUGUAGAGCACAUCGAGCUGUGUGAAAAACACCCGUCCAACCGAGGUCGAACAACAGCACCGCCAUGUGGUGUACAGUCCUGGAAACAAUGAUUAGAUCACCCUUGUUUCUUCAGUUUCUUGCUCAUUCUAAUGCCUGAUACAACUGAAGGUACAUUUGUUUGGACAAAUAUAACAAUGACAACAAAAUAGCUCAAACGAGUUCAUUUUUGUGGCAGUACAAUGCUAUAGCUAUUCAUAUAAGAACUUAAGUGAUUUUGGUUAUCAAGAAAACCAUGGAAGUUGCUAGAUAUCAGCUCUUAAGUUAAACUCGUAUGAGUUAUAUUUGUUAUUAUCAUUAUAUUUGUCCAAACAAAUGUUCAAAUACCAAUAAAAUUACCCUUAAAUGGUCCUUGUUGAUGUAGCGUUACAUGAAAACGCUGUUAUUACUUAAUUUGUCCACAUAGCGUCACUACUGGUGCGUUUUGUCACUGGAGGACUGCUAGCUGGUCAAACUAUUUCACAUUACAAUGAAAAUCAAAAAAUACCUCAAAAUAAACAUUCGCUUCAUUAUUUUGUAACAUCAGUUAACUCACCGCACUUGCAACAAGCUUCAAAUUAACUUCCCGUACGGGGAGGAAGGAUCCCACACCCAUUAUUGAACAGGGCUU
This is a messenger RNA of Dunckerocampus dactyliophorus (ringed pipefish), 4922 nucleotides long. RefSeq names its product toll-like receptor 8. Gene Ontology annotation, cellular component: plasma membrane. Gene Ontology annotation, biological process: toll-like receptor signaling pathway; defense response to virus; positive regulation of interleukin-6 production. The coding region runs from base 189 to 3248 and encodes 1019 amino acids. The record is from RefSeq and is a predicted model, not a curated record. The transcript has 2 exons. NCBI's taxonomy places the organism in Eukaryota, Metazoa, Chordata, Actinopteri, Syngnathiformes, Syngnathidae. Gene Ontology annotation, molecular function: protein binding; pattern recognition receptor activity.